AUGAAGACUGUCCUCGUCCUCUGCGUUCUCCUCUGUGCUGCAUUUGCAGCUCCAGCUGAAGACAAAGAAAAGGCUCCAGGUCAGUCUGAUGAAGCUAUUAAUUUUUCAGAGAUGGAGGACAAGAUGAUGAUGAUGAAAGUUGAGGAAGCAUCGGUGCCACAAGAUUCUGGCUCUGCUCCCAGAAACGCACCUGUGUUGGAGGAGGCAGCACCUCAAUCUCGCUUUAACUUCUGUCCGGCCGACUGGUUCAGCCACAGCUCUCGCUGCUACAAGUUCGUCAAUUCUCCCUUGUCCUGGUACAAAGCUGAGGAGCACUGCAACAGCCUGGGUGCCCACCUGGCCUCCGUCACCAACCCCAGAGAGUACACCUUCCUCCAACAGAUCACACAGACAGCCGGUCAGAGCAUCGCAUGGCUGGGAGGCUUCAACCUGCAGGGCCAGUGGAUGUGGAUUGACCGUGAAGGUUUCUAUUACACCAACUGGCAAACCCUCUCCUCCACCACCAGCUACCCCUGCAUCUACUUAAGCUCCACCACUGGAUGGCGUAAUAUCCAGUGUGGCACUGCUUUACGCUUCAUCUGCUCCACGAACCCAUUCAGCUGUUAA
This is a messenger RNA of Chelmon rostratus (copperband butterflyfish), 606 nucleotides long. Its product is annotated as ladderlectin-like. Gene Ontology annotation, molecular function: signaling receptor activity. The transcript is spliced from 8 exons. Bases 1 to 606 code for a protein of 201 amino acids. NCBI's taxonomy places the organism in Eukaryota, Metazoa, Chordata, Actinopteri, Chaetodontiformes, Chaetodontidae. The record is from RefSeq and is a predicted model, not a curated record.